AGAGAGAGAGAGACAGAGAGAAAUAAAAGAGAGACUGGUGAAGGAAUGACUGUUUACAGAUGCUAAGUGUAUGUGAGAACUUUAUUAACGUUAUUCCAAGGAUGUUCCGCAGUAUUAAAUUCAACUAUAAAUGGAUAAAAGGCACAGUGUACCAUUCAUUAAUUGCUGUUGUAUAAGUUUAAAUACAUAAAAAUACUGAUGGUGAGUACAAAAGUUACUGAUUUCACCCUACAGGUUGACAGUAACAACAAAAGCUGAGGUUUAGGGCCUUGGUGUAACCCUAGAUGCUGAUUUAUUAGUUGAAUGCCACUGAGGUAUAUCAGUUGAGCUGCAGAUUAUCUGUUUCCCUUCCAUUAAUGGAUGGACAAUGGGUAAAGAGCUGAUGCAUUGUGUGAAGCAACAAAUGGACUACAGUCUGUAAAUCCAUACCUAUAAAGUGCAUCGACACUGAUAAGCCAUAACAUUAAAUCCAGGUGAAGUGAAUAACACUGAUCAUCUCGUUACACUGGCACCUCUCGAGGGUGGGAUAUAUUUAUUAGGCAGCAAGGGAAGGGAACAGUCAGUUCUUAUAGUUGAUGUGCUGGAAAAAGGAAAAAUGGGCGAGCGUAAGGAUCUGAGCGACUUUGACAAGGACCAAAUUGUGAUGGCUAGACGACUGGGUCAGAGGAUCUCCAAAACGGCAAGUCUUGCACUGGUUAGUACCUACCAAAAGUGGACCAAUGAAGGACAACCAGUGAACCGGUGACAGGGUCAUGGGCACCCAAGGCGCAUUGAUCCACGUGUUCAGAGAAGGCUAGCCCGUCUGGUCUGAUCCCACAGAAGAGCUACUGUAGCACAAACUGCUGAAAAAGUUCAUGCUGGCCUUCAGAAGUCCUCUGGAGUCCAUGCCUCGAUGGCUCAGAGCUGUUUUGGUGGCACAAGGAGAGGGGGACCUACACGAUAUUACACAGAUAGUUUUAAUGUUAUGGCUGAUCGGUGUGUACAUGCGGUCUACCUGGCCAAUGAGUGUACAUGCAAGAUAGAUGACGCUAAUAAAUUGUCUCCCUUUUUCUCCUGUUCUUGUUUAGGAGGCGACACCUCAUGGAGCAGAUAUUACAGACUUGCUGCAGUGUGCUUGACCCUGUUGUGUGUCCUCCUGAAUUCUGCUGUCUUAGUGCUGUGGGUCAAGUUCAACAACUUGACUACAGAAAACACCGAUUUACAAACUCAUUACAGCAAACUCCUUCUAGAGCACCAAACCGGCUACGAAAACAUGACUUUUGAUAGAGACCGGUUACAGACCAGGUACAACAACCUGAUAGUCGAGAGAGACCAGUUACAAACCAACUACAAAAACCUGAUAGUCGAGAGAGACCGGUUACAGAUGAACUACAACAACCUGACCAUUGAAAGAGACCGGCUACAGACCAGCUACAACAACUUGACCAUAAAGAUAGACUGGUUACAAACCAGCUAUAACAACCUGACAGUCGAGAGAGACCGGAUACAAAUGAACUCCAACAAGUUGACCGUCAAGAUAGACCAGUUACAGACCAGCUACAACAACCUAACAGUCGAGAGAGACCGGUUACAGACCAGCUACAACAACCUGACCACUGAGAGAGACCAGUUACAGACCAGCUACAACAACCUAACAGUCGAGAGAGACCGGUUACAGACCAGCUACAACAACCUGACCACUGAGAGAGACCAGUUACAGACCAGCUACAACAACCUAACAGUCGAGAGAGACCGGUUACAGACCAGCUACAACAACCUGACCACUGAGAGAGACCAGUUACAGACCAGCUACAACAACCUAACAGUCGAGAGAGACCGGUUACAGACCAGCUACAACAACCUGACCACUGAGAGAGACCAGUUACAGACCAGCUAUAACAACCUGAUAGUCGAGAGAGACCAGUUACAGAACAGCUACAACAACCUGACAGUCGAGAGAGGCCGGUUACAGACCAGCUACAACAACCUGACUAUGGUGAGAGAAAAGGACCAGGAAAAAUGUAAGGAACUGACUAACGAACUGGAGAAACUGCAGACAAACUACAGCACCAUGGCAAACCAGAAAGACCAGUUACAGAAGGAGAGAGAUGUACUUCGGAACAGGUUGGAAAAGCUAGCUGCACAGGGCAGAGGAGGAUGGGUCUACUUCAGCCCCAAUCUUUACUUCAUCUCUACUGAGAAGAAAAGCUGGACUGAGGGCAGACAGGACUGCAAAAAGAAGGGAGCAGAACUCGUGACCAUCAAGACCAAAGAGGAACAGGAGUUCCUUGUUCAGCAGCUGGGCAGCGAUAAGGCUUGGAUUGGUUUAAAUGACAGAAAUACAGAGGGGACCUGGAAAUGGGUGGAUGGUACAGCACUGACCACUGCGUACUGGGUUCCGGGGGAACCCAACGAUAUAGGCAACGAGGACUGUGCUGAGAUUUGGGGUUUUCCGGAUAAGCAGGGCUGGAACGACAGGCCGUGCAAUGGCAAAGUGAGAUGGAUCUGUGAGAAACCUUCUCAGACUUUGCAGUGGUACGUUGAGAAAUGAAAUAAUAAAAGGUUUGGUCAUGAUGUAAUAACGCAACACUGACUCAGUCUCACUACGUUGUAUUUUCAGAUUAAACUCAAGCCGUCCGUCAGCAGCGAUCUCCACUGACUGCGUUACAAAAGUACCCUUGAGUACCCCAUACAAUUAUUACAUAAUAUUACUCUCACUAGCUAUCUAGUGCAUAUAGAUAAUAUUGAGGUACUGCAGUAAUGUCUCUCUCUAUGUAUAUAUAACUUCAGCUUACGGCAUACACGGUGUUAGUACCCGACUACUAAGCUAGCGCUUGCCACUUUAUUAGGAACACCUGUACACCUGAUUAAUGCAAUAAUCCAAAUCAGCCAAUCACGUGGGAGCAUGCAGAUACAAGUCAACCUUUGCAACAAACCACUGACUCAUUGAACCAGCGUUCCCACUGAAGCCUGGAUGUUUUUUUGGUUUUCACACCAUUCUGUACAUACUUUAGAGACUCUUUGUGUGUGUGUGUGUGUGUGUGUGUGUGUGUGUGUGUGUGUGUGUGUGUGUGAGAAAAUCUCUGGAGAUCAGCAGUUUCCGAAAUACUCAAAAUCGGCCCAUCUGGCUGGUGAUGCCGGCUGAGGCUCUUGCAUGAACGAGUGUGUGUACGGGUGUUCCUAAUAAACUGGACGGUGAACGUGUGCUACUCUAAUGAAAAUCAUGAACACUGAUGUAAUACUAAGCCAGCGCUCGAAAUUCAACACCUUCUUCGUGAAGCUGCUAGUUAGUUGUGUUUAGCUAACUUACUGUAAUGACCGUUCUCUAUGGACGCACUGUAAAAUGUAAAAACCAAAACGCUGACACGUUUUCUUUAAUUUCCAUUUAUCUGUAGUAGCGAGACGUUUCGCAUAUAGUUGUCUGUGUUAAAGUUUUACGUCACUGUUUUAAAGAAAAUCAAUGACUUUAGCUUGAACUGUUUAGCUUUUUUUGAAGAAUCUAACCAGCGUUCUCUGUAAACAUAAAUAGUCCAAAUCAAGUCAGUUAAUGUCCCCAACCCUCAGCCUCAUCUACUCCACACGCUCACUGAAUAUUUUGGAAAUGAAAUGUUGGAUUUCACUGAACGCUGGGACACGUUUCCAGGUAACGAUCUAGCCGAUCAGCCUGUAAGCUUUGAGUAUCAUUUUUAAACAGCAUUGCCAGUAAACAUGCCAAGAGUUUAUAUUUUUAUUUUAUUAAAAUUUUUAAAUGACAAAUGUGUGUUACAUUUAAUCAAUCUUUCGCUCUAUUCAUCCAUUUUUUUCCUUUCAUGUUUUUAUUUUCUUUCAUUUUUUUAAAAAUAACAUUACAGGCUAUGUAGUCGGGAACUGCUUGCAGGCAGUGGCACUCGUGAAAAUUCGUGAUAUCGUCGUUUUAUUCUUCAUUAACCAUGACAGAAAUCGAAAGCGCCCUGAGAGCCCAUUCGAGAGAAUGUGAGAUCGGGAAGUG
Molecule: messenger RNA, 3967 nt
Organism: Ictalurus furcatus (blue catfish)
Lineage: Eukaryota; Metazoa; Chordata; Actinopteri; Siluriformes; Ictaluridae
Product: C-type lectin domain family 4 member M-like
Exons: 4
Coding region: 893-2530 (545 amino acids)
Source: RefSeq, a predicted model, not a curated record